GUCACACUAAAAACAACACGGAAUGGAUCUGAAGAAUAAGAUUUUACAAACUCCGACGGGCAAAAAAUUAUUAUCCGAAUAUCAGUUGAAUUUACUAACAAAAAACAAUAUCGAAACUGUGCUCGACUUCCACGAUGCUGAGAACCAGAAACUGCACAAUCUGCUGGCCAUCAAACUGGAAUCAGUACUAGAGAUUAAGAAGGAGCUGGAUAUGCUGCCAUGGCAGUCGGAGACAUUUGUGGAAACUGUUAAUGAGUUGGACUUUGGAACGGGCAUAGAAGAAUUGGACAAGUUUUUGGACUCCAUUGCGCAGCCGUUCAGGCGAGGCAGAGUCUGGGAAGUCUGUGGCCAGACUGGCGUGGGAAAGACCCAACUAAUGUACACCUUGGCUCUUAAUUUUGUAUGGAAACACAAACGGCAAGUGCUUUUCAUCGAUACCAAGCAAGACUUCUCCACCAAAAGGAUCCAAGACAUGCUGAUGGAGCGUAAAGUGGAUCAGGAAACAAGCGAGAAGGCUAUGGCGGACAUUCACGUGGUAGAAGUCCUUACAUCAGAGGAGCUCAUUGAAGUACUUAAAGCCUUCGAUCAGCAAAUGACUGACGAUGUCCAGGCUGCAUUAAAAACAAAAGUCGUUGUGGUCGACUCCCUGGCCGCUUGCUUUGUGGACCACCGAGGCAGGGAAAUGCGAAGAACGAGGGAUUCCCUCCUGACAGAGGUUGCAUGCAGAGUGAGGAAGUUAGCUGUGAGGGGCGUGGCUUUUGUCAUCGGCAACAUAUCGUUCUCUCAGGAUUCAGAUAAUUGUGACGAUGACGGCUUAGAGGAUGGCAACAGUGAUGGGUCUACGCGGCAGCCGAAUAAACCAAUGCUAGGCUCAUAUUGGAGUUCCGUGUGUACGCUGAGAUUGUCGCUGGAGCUACCGGAGAGUACAGACUGCGGCGACAGCUGCGAUGACGACGGCCUCCGAAUGGUAAAUGUAAUGACGAACACCUAUGGUCCUGCGGGAGACACUUGCUUGCUACGGAUCACAGAUGCUGGACUGGUUUAACGGCGGCCAGACGGGUGUUGCUUCUGGUACGACUUCAUUACUCGUUUGCCUGGCUCCAAGCCAUCACCCAGGCCGGGACGUUUGCGCGUGUUGGUAUUUCCAGUAUCUUUCACCACCUGGACUGCCUGGACUGGCUCAAAACUAUUUUUUGGAGGAGUCUCUUCCGUCAUCGCCAAAUCAGAGUCAUGGGCGUAUUGGCAGCUUGUUCCAAAACGACAUCGUCCUUUCCUGAAGUUCCAGCAUAUCUUGCGUCCAUUCUUCAGCUGCAAAUGUGUGUCGUUGUUGACCAUUUUAACGUGCCGCUCCAGGGACGCUGUCUUUUGCAGCUCCGCCUCUAGAAAUGGAUUGGAGAACACCUCGCCCGUCUUCUUGGCGCCUGCUUGGCCCAGCGCCUGGUUCGCGCUCGGCAACUUUGGCGGCAGCUUCUCGGUUGGCGGCGUGCUGUACGAGGUUUUUGUUAUUUUUCUUCCCAUAUACAUAUGUCAUAGAAUCUUGUUACCCAUUUAUCUGUUCGCUUUCGGAUUCUUUGCUGCUAUCCUCGUCGGAUUCGGAGGAGUCGCUAUAAUCUGCCACAAGCGACAUUGUUUGCCGACAUUGACAGC
Molecule: messenger RNA, 1647 nt
Organism: Drosophila pseudoobscura
Lineage: Eukaryota; Metazoa; Arthropoda; Insecta; Diptera; Drosophilidae
Gene: Rad51D
Product: Rad51 recombinase D
Exons: 3
Coding region: 23-1045 (340 amino acids)
Biological process (GO): double-strand break repair via homologous recombination; DNA strand invasion; telomere maintenance
Cellular component (GO): Rad51B-Rad51C-Rad51D-XRCC2 complex; centrosome; replication fork
Molecular function (GO): ATP binding; four-way junction DNA binding; single-stranded DNA binding
Source: RefSeq, a predicted model, not a curated record